Molecule: messenger RNA, 777 nt
Organism: Miscanthus lutarioriparius
Lineage: Eukaryota; Viridiplantae; Streptophyta; Magnoliopsida; Poales; Poaceae
Source: the annotation of a GenBank genome assembly
AUGUGGCAGUCCUCUAGGGCUUACUGCAUAGCCUCUCUAGCGGCUCUCUGUCUCGGCCUGAUGGCCAUCUCUCCAGCAACCAGCGACAUGGCUGAUAGCGUUGACAUGAUGUGGGGCAACACACAGGUGCUCUAUGAUAGCUCCGGCCGCCAAAUGGUGUCACUCUCCCUCGACUGCUGGACCACCUCUGCGUUCCGCUCCAAGAGCAAGUACCUCUUUGGGAGGUUCGACAUUGACAUCAAGCUUGUCCCCAAGGACUCAGCUGGCACUGUCACCACAGUAUAUAUGGUAACAGAGGGGCCAUGGCAAUACCACGACGAGAUUGACCUUGAGUUCCUGGGGAACACCACCGGUGAACCAUACACCCUGCACACUAACAUCUAUGCAAGAGGGAAAGGUGACCGAGAGAUGCAGUAUCGUCUUUGGUUUGAUCCUACUGCAGACUUCAACACCUACUCAAUCAUAUGGAACCCGCAUAUGAUCUUCAUCUGGGACGCUGACGAAUGGGCAACCCAGGGCGGACGCAUCAAAACUGACUGGUCCCAUGGGCCCUUCACAGCCUUCUUCCGGAACUACACCGCCAACGCUUGUGUCCCAUACAAUAGAGCCUGGAUUUGCGGCCAGGAUUCCGGCGAUAGCAGUUGGUUCAACCAGGAGUUGGAUGAGGAGGGGGAGCAAAAACUGAAUGAUGUCAAUGCUAAAAACAAGAUAUAUGACUACUGCACUGACCCGAGGAGGUUUCCUAACGGAUACCCUCCAGAAUGUGGGUCACAGUAG